UCGGCCCCCUAUUCCCCGACGGUACUCGCCGGAGCAGUCUUCGCUCGGUGGCAGGAGGAGACGCACAGUGACGCUUCGUCUUCAGCAUGGACAACUUCACCGUCGGCUACGGCCGCGGUUCUGAAAUUAACGCAACCUUAUACGCUGCUGGACAGUACCACAGUGACGAAAUGUGGACAACCUCAACUUUGCUUCUUGUGGCCGUCCUGUGUCUUUAUGCUGUGCUGCUGCGGCUGAACCUAGGGUCCACUUUCCGUUUUCACCUCCCUGGUAGGCAGUCAUUGCAAGAACUGCCAGAGGCGCUCGCCUUGCAGGCUGUAUACCUAAGAGCUCGUGAAAGCGAAAAAACUACUCCCGGCAUAAGGGUUGGCGCAGGUCUAAGAUGGGAAACACUACUCGUCGAUCUCAACGUUAUCCACCGCGUAUGUACCGACAACAUCACUUUUCCGGAUCGAGGUCUGCCCAAAAAUGAGCGGACGAACCCCCUCAGCGCUCACCUCUUUUCUCUCGAUGAAAAACGGUGGCGAGCAGUACGUGACGUCAUGUCCCGAGUCCUAACGCCUGCUAAGCUUAAGUCUUUGUUUUCCCUUCACGCCCGCACUUCCCAAGAUCUCCGAUGUUCUGUCCGAGGAGAAAUGAACUCUGAAGGUUUUGCUGAUGUUGAUGUGAAGGAGCUUAUGGAAAGGUUUGUGACUGAUGACAUGGGUCGAACACUAUUCAGUGUAGAUUGCGACGCGUUACGCCGUCCUGGUAACCCGUUCCACUCACACUGUGCCCAGUCCUUCACGAACUCAUGGUGGCGUCAGCUACGCCAGCGGCUGCUCCGAGUUUGGCCUAGUCUCGCUCUACGAAUUCCACAUCGCGGCUCGACUGCGCAGUUUUUUCAGAAAAUGGUCGAAGAUUUGAGAUGGAAUAGAGGACACUGUCAGAAAACACAAGCUGACCUUCUUGAAGCCAUGUUUGUGGCUGAAUCUUCUGGAGGUAACUUUGGGUGUCCUGCACUGAUGCGUUCUGUGGAAGCACCGCAAAUGUUUGCAUCUUUCCGGGCUGGAUUCGAAGCAACCGCGCCCACGAUCACGUUUGCUCUGCUUGAACUGGCGCACAACCCGAACGUGCAGCGGCGUUUGCAACAGGAGCUGGACACGAUCAGACUUCUGCAGCAAGAAGUUGCUGACGAUGAGGACAACACGGAUGACCUGCAAGUGACAGCUGACGCCUUGGCACACAUGGAAUAUCUAGAUUGUGUCAUUAAGGAAACCCUCCGAAAGUAUCCACCAAAUGCAUCGCUCGUUCGACGGUCAUCUAAGCCAUGUUUUGCAUCGGAGUUCGGUGAUUCACGAACAACGGUCAUCAUUGAGGAGGGUGAACGCUUCGUAGUUCCAGUGUACGCCCUACAUCACGACCGGCGUUGGUUCUCUGACCCAGAACGUUUCGAUCCAGACCGGUUUCGACAUCAGCAGGACGGUGGAUGCACUCCUUCAAACAAUAACCAGAAGGCGUAUAUGCCCUUCGGCAUAGGUCGCAGGCACUGCGUAGCUCGCCGCUACGCUCUGCAGCAAGUGAAGGUGGGCCUUGUCGCCAUUUGUUCGACAUUUGAAGUUGAAUUGUGCUCUAAAUCUCCACCUAUACCACCUCCGUUCUUAGCUGGCAGGGGCAUUGUGCUCGCUCUACGCAACGAAUGCUACCUAAGGUUAAGGCUCCGCAAUUUGUAAAUUGACUCACAGCACGUCCUUUUUCGUUUCGAGAUGGGAUGACCUUUGAAUAAACUAUUUUAGAAGAA
This is a messenger RNA of Frankliniella occidentalis (western flower thrips), 1780 nucleotides long. RefSeq names its product probable cytochrome P450 6a13. Bases 87 to 1712 code for a protein of 541 amino acids. Gene Ontology annotation, molecular function: oxidoreductase activity, acting on paired donors, with incorporation or reduction of molecular oxygen; monooxygenase activity; iron ion binding. Lineage: Eukaryota; Metazoa; Arthropoda; Insecta; Thysanoptera; Thripidae. The transcript has 11 exons. The record is from RefSeq and is a predicted model, not a curated record.